AUGUCUACUGCUUAUGAUUAUGUCAUCGUCGGCGGAGGUACGGCCGGUCUCGUCCUCGCCGCCCGGCUGAGUGAGGACUCGUCGAAGCAGGUUGCUGUGAUCGAGGCAGGAGCGAACCGCAAGGGCGACCCGAGGAUUGACACGCCCGGAUUGGUCAUGUCUGUGUACGAAGACAAGGACUAUGACUGGAGCUUCUUGACGGAGCCUCAGGAGGCAUUGUACGGACGGCAAAUCGCCUGCCCCCGUGGGCGUGUUCUCGGCGGUUCAUCUGCCAUCAACUUCUCAGCCAUCCUCUACCCCUGCCAGUCAGACUUCAACGACUGGGCGGCGCUGAACAAGGACUCGAGCUGGAACGCCGAGGCCAUGGCGCCGUACCUGCGGAAGUUCCACACGUUCCGGCCGGCGUCGGAGGCGACGAAGCAGCAGAUGCUGAUCGACUACAUGGACGAGUCCAGCUACGGCACUGAUGGCCCCUUGAACGUGGCCAUCCUCGACGCCUUCGGCCCGCUGAACGAGGCUUGGGUCAAGUCGUUUAAGGAGCUCGGCUACCACUCCAAGACUGACCAGAUCCACGGCAAGACGGUGGGCUGCUUCACCAACCCGGUCUCCAUCCACCCCGACACUCGCGCCCGCGAGUACUCGGCGUCGUCCUACUACACCCCCGAGGUCGAGGCCCGGCCGAAUCUCCACGUGCUGACGGAAGCCCUGGUCGAGAAGAUCGAAUGGGCCGAGGGCGGCGAGCCUCUCAACGCCACCGGCGUCCACGUGCUCCAAAAGGACGGCAAGCGUACGUUCUUCGGCGUGCGGACCGGCGGCGAGGUCAUCCUCUCGGCCGGCUCCAUCAAGAGCCCGCAGAUCCUCGAGCUGUCUGGCGUCGGCAACGAGCAGCUGCUGAAGAAGCACGGCAUCGAGGCCAAGAUCAACCUUCCGGGUGUUGGCGAGAACCUGCAGGACCACGUCGUGGCGACGGCCAGCUACGAGAUAGCCGACGGGCACAUGUCGGGCGACAACCUGCAGAAGAGCCCCGAGCUCAUGAACGCCGUGAUGCAGAUGUACCAGGCGACGCGGACGGGGCCGAUGACGGGCACGAUGCUGGGCAGCGCUCACCUGCCGCCCGUCGACAAGAACGGCGCCCUCAGCAAGAGCGAACUCGAGCAGCUCAUCGCAAAGGCCGACGACUACCCGGAUUUCCCGGGCAAGGCGGCGCAGUACGCGCUGCUGCGCAAGCGGCUGGAGGCGGGCGAGCCGUCGGCGCAGUUCCUCUUCAUCCCCAAGCAGCUCAACCACGACGUGCAGCAGAACACGAUGCAGUACCUGUUCGGCGGCGCCGAGCCCGAGAACUACGUGUCGGCCGUCGCGCUGCUCAACCACCCCUUCUCGCGCGGCACCGUGCACAUCACGUCGGCGGACCCGGCGGCCGACCCGGCCAUCGAUCCGCGCUACCUCUCGCACCCGCUCGACCUCGAGCUGCAGGCCCGCCACACGCAGUACUUCGACGCCAUCACCGGCACGAAGGCGUUCCGCGAGGUCCUGAAGGACGGCGGCAGGCGCCUGCCUGGUGGUGAUCUGGGUGAUUUGGAGACGGCGCGGAAGGUGGCGAGGGAGCGCGCGUUCACUUGCUUCCAUCCUGCUUGCACGUGCCCGAUGAUGCCGCGCGAGCUGGGCGGUGUUGUGGAUAGCCAUCUCGUCGUGCAUGGCACCAAGAACGUCAGGGUUGUGGACGCGAGUAUCUUCCCCAUUGAGCCGCUCGGCAACAUCCAGGCGUCCGUGUACGCGGUGGCUGAGAGGGCGGCGGAUAUCAUCAAGAGCGAUGCCAGCAGGAGAGCCGAGCAUGGCGUCAACGCGGGAGAUGCGUCUCAGGAUGAUGAUGAAGAAGAAGAAGAACUGAUCGAGAGCCAAGACGAGGAAGCCAGCGAUGGGGAUGAGAUUUAUUCGGUUGAGAGCCAAGACGAGCAACACACCUACGACAGCGCCAUCUUAAGCAGGGACGAACUUUGGUGGACGCAAGCCGUCCAUGUUCUUGGCUUCGACACUGACACCAACAGUCUUCGCGUGCUAGACAAGGAUCUUCUGUACGGCGUGCUGCGCCAGUUGACUCCCAAUUGCCGCAAUGCCUUGGAGUUUGUGAACUAUGGUAACCCCGGUCCCGAACAUGGCAGGUUCUGGGAUUCCAAGCCCGGCGAAGAGGUAACGCUCACUCUGCCUACAAUAGAGCCCAAGCUACUAGACAUGGUUCGCAAUGUCAUCUCCAGUGGAGAAUUGAAACCACCAGGCCACACGAAGACUCCUCUGGACUUGGAGGCCCGCGUUCGCCACGAUCCAUUCGCCAAUAUACCGUACGACAUCUUGUACAACAUCACCGCCCUGCUCCCCUCAGACUCUGUUCUGAACCUGAACAAGGCAUCCUGGUUCGUCCACACGUGUCUGCUCAACAACAACGCCUUCUGGAAGCAACGACUAAGGGAACACACACCAUGGUUCCACAAACUGCGCUCGCUGAUAGAUGACGCCACCACGCCUGCAGAAGGCUGUGAUUUCCGCACGCUGUUCUUUUGGCUGUACGCGCAGUCGCGGCCGCGGCUCUGGAUGAGUGGCCCCUUCAUGGCCCUCGCCAACCGCCGCCGCCUCUGGGGCGUCUGCGAGCAGAUUGCAGACCACUAUCAUCAAGCAAAACAGAGGCAACGACCACCCCAGGCGGACGACGAGUCCACCGAGACAGCCCAGCUGAUUGAGAACCACGCCGACACUCCGCGCAUGCCGAUAGUCGCAUAUCCGCCGCCCGGCCCGGACGCUGAGACCAUGUCGACCGUGUUUAUCCGGUCGUGGGCGGAGCUCGACGCGCCGUUUGCUCUCUUCGAGGCGUUCUGGGCCUACGAUCGCAGCGUGGGGGUCAAAAACGGUACCAGGAACGGUUCGCUGGUCGGAUUGGCCAUGACUUUCGACGACGGGUGCCGCAGGCUCUUUGGGCGGGACGAUUCUGCCGAGGGUGUGUCGCGGGAAACUUGCUUGAUCGUGAAUCCGGCGCAGAUUGGAGGCUUGGUCCUGCAUAUCGAUCCCAUCGUGAACAAAGAUCGUACCUGGACGACUUCUGUCAAGGGCAUCUUGGACGGAAUGGUCGGCAGUCUCGGCCUCCUCCAGUGUGCCAGGCCGCCGAUGGACGACUUUUCCCUUGCCCCAGCCCCCCUCUCUCCAGAGCCUAAUCCCAUUUCAGAUGAAGAGACUCGCAAUCUGCACAUUUGCCAAGACCUCUUGUGGAACUGCGAACUUUUCGUUGACCACGAAUACGGCAUCUGGAACCACCCCUCCAUCCGCGCCUGGUUUCCCCCUGACCCAUCGCGCCGCCGAAGUAACCACGCUGCUGUCCCGGCCGACAUCAUCCCCCACGAGGUCCUGCUUCUGGCGACGCGUCAUGCAGCCGACCUACAGAAGCUGCAGCGCCUCUCCGGUACCGUCACCGCCGCCAACGAUGUGCUUGACGCCGCCAUCAACCGCGCGGCCACAUCCACCACCACCACCACCACCACCACCACGCACCACCACCAUGCCCGUGUCCUCCGCGGCGCGUAUGCCAAGUUCGAUUCCAAUGAUAACGGGCUACUAUCGUGUAACAUCCACGUCGGCACCAACGUCCGCCUAGGUAAUAACGUCGAUUGGAAGACGGAAUUAGUUGAGAUGGACAUCGAUGGUCCCGGGGGCGAGGUCAUAGACAGGGUCGAGGUGUCCGGUGACGUGGAUUGUGCUCUGUCGGUGAAGGUAAGCGGGCUGAGAUGA
Lasiodiplodia theobromae is the source of this 3771-nucleotide messenger RNA. RefSeq names its product Aryl-alcohol dehydrogenase. Lineage: Eukaryota; Fungi; Ascomycota; Dothideomycetes; Botryosphaeriales; Botryosphaeriaceae. Bases 1 to 3771 code for a protein of 1256 amino acids. The record is from RefSeq and is a predicted model, not a curated record. The transcript has 6 exons. Gene Ontology annotation, molecular function: oxidoreductase activity, acting on CH-OH group of donors; protein binding; flavin adenine dinucleotide binding.